CGCGUCACGUGGCUGCGCAGCGUCCAGGGUGCGGAGCCGCGGGCCGCCGGGCAUGGACCCGCAGACCGCCCGGGCUGUGGCGCUGGGGGCUGCGGGGCCGGCUCGGGGCCUGCCGCUGCCGAGCGCGCGGGAGGCGCCCCCUAGCCCAGAGGCUGGCUUUGGCCCAGAUGACCACUCCGGUCAGGAGAGAGAGACAAAGAAGGCCAUGGAUCGCCUAGGCAAACUGGGCAAUUAAUGGCUUUACCUUUUUCCUUUUGUGGAUUUCUUAGCCAGUGGAGCACAGAGCAUCCCUAAUGAUAGUCCUGCCGGUGGCGGGGGCCCGCAUCCUGAAGAGGAAGGCUUUGCUGUGGGUGAUGAAGACUCUGAUGGGGAGCUGAAUCCCUGGGAGCCGUCAGAAAGGGUGUCCGGCUGUCUGCCCAGGGAACAGGCUGCUGAUCUUCUCAAUGAGGACUGGGACUUGGAGUUGAAAGCAGAUCAAGGGAAUCCAUAUGAUGCUGACGACAUCCAGGGUUGCAUUUCUCAAGAGGUCAAACCUUGGGUGUGCUGUGCCCCGCAAGGAGAAAUGCUCUAUGACCCCAGUUGGCACCACCCACCUCCACUGAUACCCCAUUAUUCUAAGAUGGUCUUUGAAACUGGACAGUUUGACGAUGCUGAAGACUGAGAGUGCCGCUUUUUGCCUGGUGGAUAGAUGGACCCUCAAGAUCAAGGUCUCUCUUCUUUUCUUUGAGGCGAGAGGUCAUAUCUGAGGAAAUAUUCCCAGUGAUCUCUGAGCCAGGUACACAGUCUGGUGUUAAAUAAGGUCCCACUGUCUCCUAGUUCUUUUGUUGUUGUUUUUAAUGAGUUCCUCCUUGGAUGUGUGUUUGUUUCUGUGUCAGGAGGAAGAGUUGUGUUCUUUAUAAAUAAAGGUAGCCAAAAAA
Molecule: messenger RNA, 917 nt
Organism: Pteronotus mesoamericanus
Lineage: Eukaryota; Metazoa; Chordata; Mammalia; Chiroptera; Mormoopidae
Gene: COPRS
Product: coordinator of PRMT5 and differentiation stimulator
Exons: 5
Cellular component (GO): nucleus
Molecular function (GO): histone binding
Source: RefSeq, a predicted model, not a curated record